UUCCUAAUUUCUAAGUUGUUGACUUGUUGAAUAAUCGUGGAAUUUAUUUUAAAAAUUUACAACUUUAUUGGUUUGAAAAAGUUUUUUUAUACUUUCAGUUGUACAGUUUGGGAAGUUUCUCAAGAAGAAAGCUUGGAAAUAGAUUCCGAGUACGAUAUACUUGUUGCCGAUAGAUUCUUGUACACAAAUCGAGCUCAAAAUAGAUAAGUUACUAUGUCAAGUUCAAGCAGAGGGGGUACUGAGGAAUUAACAGUAGAAGAGUUAGAAGCAACAGAUGUCAUCAGUGUGGAACUGGUGCCAGAGAGAAAGGGACUUAUAUUGAAGCAUUGUGAAUAUUAUGUGAACUCCCGGAGGCACGGUACUACAGUAACAAGACGAUAUAAUGAAUUUGUACAACUGUAUGAUGUUUUGGCUGCGAAAUAUCCUUAUCGUGCACUAUGCCGCUUACCCCCCAAGCGAGUAGUCGUGGGUGGUGGAAGCCCAUUGUUCCUUCAACGGCGCCGCGCAGCCCUCCAACGUUGGCUGACUCUAGUCGCGCGUCACCCGGUCCUAGCUCACGAUGCAGACUUGAGGACAUUUCUGUGUGAAUCAUCACCAAAACUUGAGAAGCCGAAGCAUGAUGAAUUUGUACUAGCUGGAACACAGGAGGACUCUCGAAGAGACAUGAGUAUAGAUGAGAUGCAAGCAACAUUCGCCUACGAGCAGGAACAGUUGCGUUUGGUACGACUUGGUUUGGAGAGACUGACGGACAUAUUUGAAAAGGCUGAGGCUCGCUGCGAGUCAGAGUUCGGUGACAUCCGCGAGUUGGGCGCGGGGCUCAACGCACUGUCGACCGCUGCUGGUACAGACUCGCCGCGCUGGAACAAGCUGCGAGAUGCAAUGAGAACCGCUGCACAGUUGGCCAUAGACACGUGCGAAAGCCCGGAAGUUUCAGACGAGGAGUCGUGGGAGCGCGUUCUUAUUGCGUUGGAUGCGCUCACGGCGUUAAAAGAUCUGUGCUCGCGACUGACUCGCGGCUUGCACGCCGAGCGAGCCGCCGCUGCCGCUAGCGCGCCGCACUCGGCUGCGGCGCGCGGUCUGCGAGAGAGACAUCGAUACGCGUUGCGCUGUGCCAUCGAGGAAAGCCGCGUAGGGCGUGCUUACGCGUUAUCAGCUGUAGAGUCGUUGCCAGACCUUCUCCGUGUGCACGGAACAAAACACGCACGUAUUGCUGCCGCCUGGGCAGACCUGCACACGGCUUUCCGCCAUCCGGGCGCUAAACCUACCCAUAAAUUAAAAUAAAACAAACUAACUUAAAGCUCUGUUCAAACUGAGGCUACUAUCGCGCGGAACGGAAGUCGCUCGCGCCGAUUCUGUCAGCUAACUUGUAUGGACGUGUCCAAAAUGACGCGAGUAGUCGCUCGAGUUGAAGCGAAACAACAACGGGACGCCUGGCGGGAUUAUUUAGUGUCCAAUGCAUGAUGUUCCUCCACUGAAUAACCAAAAAUGACACGCGGGAAGUCGCGUCAGUUUGAGAGGCUUACCGAGCGAGCGAAUUGCUCUAAAACGCGUCCCGCGCAUUAUUCGCCUCAGUUUGAACAGAGCUUAACACUUACGUUUGUCCUCAAUGCUCAAGGAAUUAUUAGUUAAGGCUAUUUAAUAAAACGAAUGCAACUUUUUUUUAGUACAUCUGAAUAUUGUUGCUACGUGUGUGACGGCUAAGCCAAUAAUAGCCGUUCAUUUCAUAAUAUCAUUUAAGGUGUAAUUUUCCUAACUGAAGACGUAUACACGUCAUAGACGUUCAUGUACGGGAAGACGCAGUGUUGGUAGGCCUUCCACAAGAUGGACUGACGAUCUGGUCAAGAUCGCCGGUACACGUUGGAUGAGGGCAGCGCAGGUCUUUGUCCAGCAGUGGACGUCUUCCGGCUGAUGAUGAUGAUGAUUCAGAACUGUGAGUUCGAUUGUCUCGCCGUCGAAACAUUUUUUACAAAUUAAUAUUUGUAUUUUCAAUACCAGUUUAAAUGACGGAAUAAACUUUAAAGAAUGAAAAAUUACUACAAGUUCAUAAUUCGGUGUUUAUAUUAUAAUUGAAAGAGAAGUGAUAGUAACUCACUCUAGAUACAGUGUGGUGUUUGAAACACAAUAUCCAGUGACAAACAGUACAUGGAAUAGAAUUAAUUACUGUGCCGCCAUGUUUAAUUCCACUUUUUCUACGCCACUUGUAUUUUUCUAUUAUACAUUUUCGACAUAAAUUUUCCUAGAAUAAUAUAAUAUCAUAUAUCGAUAAAGUAUGGUGCUUACUAAUAAUGUCUUUAUUGAGACAUAAUAUAUUUAUAUUGUUUUUGACGCCAUUAUUACUCACGCCACAUCGUCUAUGGUAGGCAUGUUUGCAUGACGCGAUAAAAGUUGUGGAGCCAUAAAUGUGUUGCUUUUUUUUUAAUUUAUUUAGUAGCACGGGAUGCAACUCUAUAUGCCAAAAAAAUGUUUUGCUGGCAUUAUUGUGAUGAUUGAAAAUUUAAAUUUGAAUACGUGUAAAAUUGUUGCAAUCAUUUUUUUUGGCGCCUCUAAAACUAUGUAGGUAUUUUACGGCGAUUAGUUAUUAUUGUAUAAAUUGUUGUUUUAUAUAGUUGUUGAAUUAUAAUCAAUAGAUAUUUAAUUUUAAAUGACCAAUCAAAUUGUAUUUAUUUAUAUAACUUUGGACAUUCCAAUUGAGUAAUGUACUUUCGAUAUCUAACCUUUAUUGAUUUAUUUUGUAGCAAAUUAUGUAUAUUUGGAAUACUAAAUGUACAUUUUAGUUUUAUUUUUAUUUUCUAAAUAGGUAACUCUCUGAUCUUCAAUUAAGUUCACUCGAAUUUUACUUUUUAUUUUGAAUAUUAUGAUGUGUUAAGAUUAAAUCAUAAGUGAUAAUUAAGUAUGUUAUUAUAUCGAAUACUAUUAAAGUUACUAAAUUUACUUUAAAAGACAGACAUAGCAAGUAAGAAUUAUUCAAAAAUUUACAUACGCUGGUACUGAGUACAUAAUUAUAAUUAAGUAUAUACACAAAUAAAAUUUGAAAAAAAAAAUCGCGAGCGCUCUUCCAACUGAGCCAACCGUUCCAGUGACGUAAAGUUCAAGAACAAAGCAUACAAGAUAUAUUUAAUUUUAUUUGUGUAACUGAUCCCAGAAGUGAGGGCUAUCACUUUAAACAUAACAAAUUGUUUAGAUUAAGUAUAUACUUAUUGACUGUGUUUUAAGUACUGAACAGGCCAGUUAAGUAUUUCAUGGCACAUUUCAUGAUAUUUCUUACUUUACAACCCUAGAUGUGUUCUCUAGAAUUCCAGCGAUGCAAACUUUAGUAUCUCAAAGGGGAUUGAUCAAACAUAGUUUUGUUUUGUAUCAGAUUGAAAGUGAGGUCAAAAAUUCAAGUAUUUUUUAACAAAUUUUGUUAAAUUUUUUUAUUUUUUUUUAAUCAGUGGGACAUUCAUGUUACCGGUGAGUGAACCGUAUGUAGUGGAUGUUGAAAUAUGUCGCAGUUCUUGUUCGCAGAAGAGAGGAACACCAAAAAAAAAAGCAAGUAGACAGGUACCUACCAAGUUAAAAAAGAGGAUAUUUUGACAUUACACUUUAAAAUAUAAUAUGCUCAGAAAUUAUUAUAAUCGUCAGAAUAAACUUAGAAUAAACUAGCUUGUAAUGAAAAUAAUUUCUCUAAGUAAAUUCACUGCAGUACAUAAGAGUACAAGUAAAUACCUUUAGUUACAAAUACGUUUAAUGUAUUUGUAAUUUAGGUUUUCACUAUCCUGAAAAUCAAUACGAUAAUUUAUCAAAUUACGAUAUUGAUAUUAUAUUAAGAAACAAAAUUGGUAUAUUCAAUAGAAUUAGAAAUAAAAAAAUCAGAAGCGUAUUUUGAUCAUUCCACUUGAAAAUCAUAUUGUUGCGACGUUCAACGUGACGUUCGCCUGCUACUGGAUACGAAACAAAAUGGCCGCAUCCCAGUGAAUGUUCUCUCCGUGUUCAGACUGUUCAUUUUUCGUUCAUUCGGAGUGGGAAUGAAUGAUGCCCAUUGAAAAUAUACACCACUGUUGAAUGGAUUCAUUUGCCACUUUUGUUUCUCUUUGUAUUCAGACGUGUCAUUUUGAGUGAAAGAUGCAAAAUGAAAAUAAACAAAAAAUGACUCGUCUGAUAUCAACUUAAGGAGCCGCCUUAAAUCUUAUACACUCCUUACUAGGAGUCUUCCUAGUUUUAUACCAUCGUAUAGGGCAGAAAUAUAAACUAAUUAAGGCGUCUCUGCACUCAUACGUUUUAAAUUCGUAUCCGUGAUUUUUCAAAGAGGCCGUCAUUCAAAGACGUACAUUCAGAUAUUUUUUUACAUGGAUCCGUAAAAUCACGAAUGAGAGCACAAACACCCUUAUUCAAAAUUUUAAAUAUAAAGUAUCUAAGUGACAUUACAAAUCAAUUAUCGCUCCCCUAAACCACGCCAAUGCCCACUUUUUUUUUCUGGGCUCUUUAACGCCCCCCUCUAUGUCUCUAACGCCUAUAAGGGGGCGUUAUCUUCCACCGACAAAGACUGUAGCAGCCGCUACAAACAAAAUAUAUACAGCUUUAAAAGGAGUUAAUCACUUGGUGUCCUUUUGGUUGCGCAAACAAUUUGGUGGCGCGGCCAGCUGGGACGAGUCAUUACUCUGAUGUUUAGUUUGGUAGCUUACGGACACCACAAGAAGCACACUUGAAGCAGUCCGUGUACGGCAGCUCUAAGACUUGUCAAUCAAAUUCCAUUACUAUGUUGCUGUUUUUCUGUUAGAGAUGUCCUUCUCUCGCUCGCACGCUUUGUUUGUCUAUGCGUUAGUAUAUUAUACCAAAGUCUAUGGUAUGAACAUAAUCGACAGUAGUUUAGACUAGAUUAGGUAUAAGGUGGAAGGGUCGUCUUUAACCAAAACAUUAUGUAACCUCUGUGAUAAAAAGCAAUAUUGUAUCUAUGAAUUUUCUGUAUAUUUUUGAACUAAUAUUUACACUUUAUGUAAUAGUUAUGAAUAAUAAACGUUUAUUUUCAAGAA
Messenger RNA from Leptidea sinapis, 5009 nucleotides. Its product is annotated as sorting nexin-8-like. The transcript is spliced from 7 exons. Lineage: Eukaryota; Metazoa; Arthropoda; Insecta; Lepidoptera; Pieridae. Gene Ontology annotation, molecular function: phosphatidylinositol binding. Bases 214 to 1281 code for a protein of 355 amino acids. Gene Ontology annotation, biological process: retrograde transport, endosome to Golgi. The record is from RefSeq and is a predicted model, not a curated record.